Molecule: messenger RNA, 447 nt
Organism: Macrobrachium nipponense
Lineage: Eukaryota; Metazoa; Arthropoda; Malacostraca; Decapoda; Palaemonidae
Exons: 1
Coding region: 1-447 (148 amino acids)
Biological process (GO): DNA integration
Molecular function (GO): nucleic acid binding
Source: RefSeq, a predicted model, not a curated record
AUGUCAGAAGCCACUGCAGACGCCUGCGCCGAAGCCCUCCUAUCCAGCUGGAUCAGCCGCUUCGGAGUGCCAGACCACAUCACUACAGACCGGGGAACUGCCUUCACCUCAGAACUCUGGACCUCCCUGGCAUGCCUGAUGGGGACCAAGCACCAUAUAACCACAGCCUUCAACCCUGCAGCUAACGACAUGGUGGAAAGGACCCACCACUCCCUCAAGGCCUCCCUGAUGGCACACUGCACAGGACCUGACUGGAAGGCACAGCUACUGUGGGUCCUCCUCGGUCUCCGCACCGCUCCAAGAGCCAACUGCAACCUGUCACCAGCAGAGAAGGUUUAUUGCGAGACCCUGACAGUGCUAGGUGAAUUCUUCUACGCCGACAGCGAUGAUCCCGACAUCCCACUGGCAAGACUUCGGGCAGCCGCCCAGAAAUUCGUUCCCUGUUGA